Molecule: messenger RNA, 1279 nt
Organism: Sinocyclocheilus grahami
Lineage: Eukaryota; Metazoa; Chordata; Actinopteri; Cypriniformes; Cyprinidae
Product: monoacylglycerol lipase ABHD12-like
Exons: 13
Coding region: 52-1104 (350 amino acids)
Biological process (GO): phosphatidylserine catabolic process; monoacylglycerol catabolic process
Cellular component (GO): endoplasmic reticulum membrane
Molecular function (GO): monoacylglycerol lipase activity; phosphatidylcholine lysophospholipase A1 activity
Source: RefSeq, a predicted model, not a curated record
UGAGUUGCACUGUUUGUUUGUUUUUAAUCAUUGCCAAAGCUGCUCUUUAAAAUGAAGAGAAAAAUAAUUCAACCUGAAAGAAAAGUUCGGUCUGCAGGAAGAUUGCAACAAUCCGAUCGGAAACCUAAGGAUUUAAACGUGCAUGCAAGAUCCCAGUGGCAAUGGACUUGGACUAAAAUGGGACUACUUUCUCUCUGCAUCCUCUCUGUAUCAAUACCACUUCUUCUGCAUCUCUUCUCUGACUCUAUUGACCUCAGCCGACCAUCAGAUAUAGGGCUCAAUCACACUAUAAACAUGUACCUCACACCUGAGGAGGGGGUGAGAGUGGGCGUGUGGCACACUGUACCUGAACAUAGGUGGAAGGAGGCGCAGGGGAAGGAUCUAGACUGGUAUGAGAAAGCUCUGGGGGACGGAUCGCCCAUUUUCAUCUACCUCCAUGGCAAUGGGGGUAACAGAUCUGCACCCCAUCGUAUUGGAAUUGCAAAUGUCUUGAGUGCUGUUGGAUAUCACGUUUUGGUGUUGGACUACAGAGGUUUUGGGGACUCCACUGGUGAACCUACAGAGGCCGGUCUGACUUCUGAUGCUGUGUACUUGUACCACUGGGUUAAGGCACGUAGUGGAAACAGCCCGGUGUGUGUGUGGGGUCACUCGAUUGGUAGUGGUGUUACGACUAACACUGCAGUGAAAUUACUGGAGCAAGGAAAACAGUUUGAUGGAAUUAUACUUGAGGGUGCAUUCGUAACCGGACAGAGGGCAAGAGAUCAACCUAUUGAACACCCUUUUACAUGGUUUUAUUGGAAGUUCCCAUACAUUCAGUUCAUCCUUUUCAAUCCACUUAAAAACAACAUUUUCGUCUUUCCAACCAAUGAGAAUUUGCAGAAACUUAGAACUCCCCUCAUGAUUCUCCAUGCUGAAGAUGACCAUAUAGUGCCCUUUGCCUCAGCUCAAGAGAUCUACAGAAUUGCAAAAAAGGCCCAGAAUUCGGAUAAGCGGGUCAAACUGGUACCAUUUGAUGGAGCGCUUGGAUACCUUCAUAAUGGGCUGUAUAAAGACCCUGGUUUGCCAGAAAUCAUAAGGGAGUUUGUGCAGUCACUGAUGACAUGAGAUACACACACACACACAGGAGGAGGGGGAUUUACACCAACUAAUAGCCAACUGUUUCAUAUAAUUGGUGUUGUAACUGUCAAUUUACAGUAUGCCCUUCUAGGAUAAAACAUUGUGAUUGUAAAGUAUUUUUUCAGAAUUCAACCAAUUAGAGUGAAUUUUAUUGUCUUGUUAA